Messenger RNA from Closterium sp. Naga37s-1, 1608 nucleotides. NCBI's taxonomy places the organism in Eukaryota, Viridiplantae, Streptophyta, Zygnematophyceae, Desmidiales, Closteriaceae. The record is from the annotation of a GenBank genome assembly.
AUGGCGCCGACGAUGCGGCUGCUCGCAGCGGUGGUGCUCGUGAUGUGCGUGUCGCACGGCACGGCUGUGGAGGAUGUCCGCCUCGGAUUCCUGCUGCCAUUCCCUGACGGUGACUCCGCAGUGCCAGCUAGGCUUGCCGACGAGUGGAUUUCAGCGGCGCGCAUAGCGGUUGACGUGUUGGGAAGGCAGUACCGGCACCUGGUGCGCGUGAAACCGUUCAUCGCCAACUCCAACUGCAACCAGCAGGCCGCCGCUGACGCCGCUGAGAAACUGGUGGAGGAUUUGGUGGUGGGCGUGGUGGGCCCCGCGUGCUCCGAGGCGGUGAAGGGCGCGAGCCAGGUGCUGCGCUCGCGCUACAUCCCGCUCGUGUCCUUCGCCGCUACAGCCGACACCUUCUCCGGGGACCUUUACAGCACCUUCUUCCGCACCGUGUACAGCGAUCGGUUCCAAGCCAAGGCCAUUCAGGACGUGAUAGGGCAGUACGGGUGGACGAACAUCUAUCUGUUCUACUCCGACGAGACCUAUGGGAAUAACCUCAGGGACGACAUUCAGAAGUACGCGCAGCGCAGGGAGCUGGGGUCCACAACGAUCCGCGUACCGUACCCGCCGCCCUCCACCAUGUACGAGUGGAAGCAGUUCUUCUACGUCAACGGCCGCCUCAUCACGGCCAAUGACUCCACUGUUGUCGUCUUCGCCGCCCUGCCUAACGUCGUUGAAGGGCUCUGGCGCGCUGCCUACGACCUUGGUCUGCUGGGCUAUCCCUGGUGGUACCUCGUGUCUGACGGAGGCACGACGUUUGACCUCGUGGGCAUUGACAAGGCGUCAGUGCCACUGGGGUCAGCCCUGCAGGGCGAGCUGGGCAUCAGCCCUUACCGCGGCAAGGCGGACACGGACGCAGCAUCGCCCUUUGAGGAGUUUCGUGCGUACUGGCAGCAGCAGCAGCACAGCGAGUACCCGGGGCUGCUGACCCUGCCGGUGACGCCGCGCUUUGAGCAGCCGCGGGCGUACGUGCUGCACCUCAUCGACGCCAUCUGGGCCUUCUUCAAGGCCUUUGAAAACAUCCUCGUCGUCCAGCGCCAAUCGGGCAUCACGCCGCGGCUGGUGCUGGAGGUGUUCAAGAACCGCACGGGCAACGGCAUUCACUUCAAGGGCGUCACGGGGCCCGUGUCCUUCAACCCUGACACGGGCGACCGCAACCAGGACCUCAAGCGCGCUACCUUCGCUCUUAACAACCUCGCUGGCGUUGGCUGGAAGGAUGUGGCGCCAUGGCAGCACACGGGGGGGGACUCCUUUCAGAAGCCUGAGCUGGUCCUGCGACCUGGCCCGCUGCCUGAGGGGGUUACCCUGCCUGAGGGCCAGCAGAUUGCUGCCCCCUACUCCGUGCCGGAAGAGCUGCAGAGCGCGGUCCCAAGCACAUCCGGGUCUUCUUCUAAUGAGACGCUGGCGCAGUGGGUGGCAUCUGAGACAGGAAGCAGCAGCAAUGCAGGGUGGAUAAUUGGAGGGCUCAUUGUCAUUCUUGUCGCGCUCCUGAUCUUUGGCUGGGCGCUGUGGAGGGCCGGUCGCAAGCGCCGCCACCCUGAACACAGCCAGUUUGCUCGUGUGGUUUAA